Molecule: messenger RNA, 666 nt
Organism: Oldenlandia corymbosa var. corymbosa
Lineage: Eukaryota; Viridiplantae; Streptophyta; Magnoliopsida; Gentianales; Rubiaceae
Source: the annotation of a GenBank genome assembly
AUGAUUUUUGAUCUUGGUAGGCUAUUUGGCCGGAAGAAGGAGGACACCGGCAGAACUGUCGCAACCCUCGGAACAUUGGAAUCGACCUUAGGGAUGCUAGAAAAGAAGGAGAAAGUUCUUACAAAGAAGGCAGCUGCUGAGGUAGAACGGGCUAAGGAAUUUUCCAAAAAUAAGAAUAAGAGGGCUGCUAUCCAAUGUUUGAAGAGAAAGAGGCUUUAUGAGCAGCAAAUACUCAAUCUUGGUACUUUCCAGAUGCGUAUUGAUGAUCAGAUUGCUUUGUUGGAAGGCGCUAAAGCUACAAUGGAAACUGUUGGAGCUUUGAAAAUCGGAGCAGCUGAAAUGAAAGCAAUGCAAAAAGCAACGAAUAUUGAUGACAUUGACAAGACAAUGGACGAGAUAAAUGAACAAACUGAGACUUUGAAAACGAUACAGGAGUCUUUGAAGAAUUCUGGCCUCGACGAUAUUGACGAGGAGGAAUUGGAACUGGAACUUGAUGAAAUGGAGGCGCAGCUUUUGGAAGAAGAGAUCAUUCCAACUCCAAUCGCUAAACAUGCUGGACCAGCACAUGCUCCUGUACCAACAACAGCAGGCGGGCAACCUGCUCCUCAAAGCCAAUCUGACGAGGAAGAUGAACUUGCUGCCUUGCAAGCCGAAAUGGCACUUUGA